GUCACUAUGGAGCUGCUGAUGGUAAAUGACAGAAUAAUUAAAAAGAUGGAGUGGACACGAUGUCUUGAUCUGUGUUACAAACAGCCAUAAAUAGAUUAAGAGUGAUGUUGGCAUUCCCAUUUCUGAGAGUAUCGGCUGUGCCCUGUUAAGAGCUUCUGUUGCUAAAUAUAUCAUUCGAAAAUGAAACAAGAUUAGAGCAGCAGACGCAAACGAAACAUUGGAGCUGGAAUAGAGCUGAUUGAACUAUUGCCUCCAAGGGUAAUUUCAAGAACCUGGGAGAUUGUGCGUUCAGCUAUUUACCAGCGAAAACUAAAGAGCCUCUAUACAUCAAAAGACAAACAUAAACCAUCGAAAUAGAGGAAGUAAAGAGGAAAUCAAACAACUUCUGUCAGUUUAUGCAAGAUUCAAAAUCUCACCCAGACCUUCUGUAAUACUCAGAGAAAAGUAAAAGAUAACGUUAUUGUCGGACACAUUUGAUCUGGAUAUCGUGUCCCCGUAGCUGUUCGACCGACUGUCUGUGUCGAGUUAUUUUGAGAUAGAGACAGUUCCGAGAGAAGAUGUAUCCUCCGCUACCCCUGGCUAUUAAAUCAGUGCUUAUUGUGGAGGCUUGUCUAAUCGUCGCUUUCAACAGUAUAAUAUGGUUCCUUUUCUUAAAGCGUCGUCACUUGCGAAACAAGUCUAACUAUUUUAUUGCUUCCUUAUCUGCUUCGCACCUCCUCAUUGGGCUGUUCGCUGUGCCUUGCUAUGUAUCAUCCAGGAGAAAAACUAGAUCUUCACUUACAUUGUGCACAGAAGUGUUUUACUAUUUCCUUUGUUCCUCUAUUCUCAAUUUGUACCUGGUUACUUAUGAACGUUAUUUAUCGAUAAUGAAACCACUCUUCUAUCAUCGACGCAUGGGAUCCAGUUUUGUGGUUGGAGUGAUCAUUACUGCCUGGAUUUUUCCAAUCAUUCCUAUUACCAUUGACACGUUAUUCAGAACAAGAAUGAAAAUACAUCGUUUCUCCGUUGGCUACCUUAUUUAUCACUGGACACAAACGCUUUUAUUUCUGACAAUAUUUAUUGUUCUCGCGGCGGUGAAUAUAGCCAUGUUUCGAGUUGCCAAAAGACAACUGCAGGCAAUACAGGCUGUACAAUCCAUGAACUCCACAAUUGUUCGGCGACCAAGCGUUCAGUCUAGCAGACAGGAGAAAAGGACAACGUUUUUCUUUGUUUACAUUGUUACAAUAUUUUUGUUAUUCUGGCUUCCCAGGAUUGGAGGUGAAGUAUAUGAGCUAGUCCAUCACAAAGUUCUGGAUCAUACCAAUCCUGACGUUAUAACUUUAUGUAUUGCUCUUCUUACGCCGAUAUUUGACCCUCUCAUCUAUCUGUUUUUCAAAGCCGACUUUAAGAAAGCCAUGCGAAAAAUGCUUCGCAAGAGUAAUCGGCUUCAAGCUCGUGUGUCUCCCUACAGAAAUACCCCAGCCGAGAGCUAAAUGAUUUAGGAGUAGUGCCGGAGACAAACGCAUUGUGGUCAGCUUGCGAACUUGACACUCAUUAAAAAUCCGGCGACAAAGAUAUUUUUUAUUUUCGAAGUAUGGGGAAAAUAUUUCCAUUGCAUUUCUUUAUAAUGCAGAGCUCCUUUAUUUUCCUCUCCGAAGCAGAUCUGGGCAGUGGAGAGUUUUCGUGACAGGAAAUGGACCUUAUCAGCGCAAGGCUAAACGGCAUUUGGACCCAACUUAUGUCUAAAAUGAACCGACUAUUUAUCAGUGGUGCAAGUGUCAAGUGUUCAAUCCUUGUGAAGCAAAUGAACCAUGUCUUGUAAAACCUACAAGACUUAAGGCACACUGAACAGAAAUUGUUGACUUAGAUUACUUCUGUCUUAUCUGAGAGUAAUUGCGAAUCUAAUGGGUAAACGUACCAGUUGAAUUGAUGUAUGCCGGCCAAACGUCGUUUAGGAACAGUUUACUAGUCAGAGGACCAAUUUUAUGGUGAUUCUAUCUCCAAGAACCAAUAUCUGGUCAUGAAAAUAACUCUACUCAUCAAUCUUAACCGCGAACAUCUUUACGGAGCACGGAAAUUCACAGAAGUUGGCCACAACCGACAAUGCGCUGCUUUAGUUGUACUGAAAGACCUUAAAUACCAACAGGCUACAAUAAAUCUUGCAUAAUGGAUGUCUAUUAUCGAGAAAUUAGUUUCAACUGACUUUUAAAGACAGGGAUCAACCAUCAUUUUAUACUGAUUGUCGUAUAUUUUGGCAGAUAUACAUGAACUAUUGAUCCUAACAGGUCGUAAAAUGUUCCUGAAUAUUAUUAAAACCAAGUGAUAACCAAUUGCAGAGUAAUAUACAAUCAUUACCUGUCACAAUCUGGUUUUCUUUGCAGACGCUGCAACGCGGCGGCUUAUAGCAAAAACUUUAUUCUUUCUGUGUGAGCAAUACUCAGCGUGUAAGACCAGAGGGUAUCACUUGCGCGCAACCUUAUUUUUUUUCAUACUAUGUACCCAGUAUAAAUACUAUCAAGACGGCGUGCUGCCUUACGUGUUCGUGACUGCAAAAUCAUAAAUAGAUAACAAGUCCUUUAAGUAUUGGUUGUUAUGUGGCAAGAUGAAAGAAAAGUUAUUUCACAGAGAAAUAGUUCAAAUUGACACUGGGAAAAACUGACGAACUGAGCUUUGCUCUGCAGGAUGAAAAACCCUUUCACACUAUAUAUCAGUUACGCUUAAAUAACCUCUUUCGUCAAGAGUUGGCUGUCUUUCCACUUGACGGUAAAAUAUGGAAUAAAUAAAAAACUUAUACCAAAGCCACAGCGGUUAUGUAAGUGGCUAUAUAUUAACGUGUUGGAAAGAACUUUGUCAAUUUUAUUAUCGCGCGGCGAAUCGUUUCUCAGGUAGAAUUAACAUCGAUGUGAAUGCAAUAUAUGUUAUGAGGCAUGUA
Molecule: messenger RNA, 2911 nt
Organism: Pocillopora damicornis (cauliflower coral)
Lineage: Eukaryota; Metazoa; Cnidaria; Anthozoa; Scleractinia; Pocilloporidae
Product: 5-hydroxytryptamine receptor 6
Biological process (GO): G protein-coupled receptor signaling pathway
Cellular component (GO): plasma membrane
Molecular function (GO): G protein-coupled receptor activity
Source: RefSeq, a predicted model, not a curated record